Molecule: messenger RNA, 2289 nt
Organism: Metschnikowia bicuspidata var. bicuspidata NRRL YB-4993
Lineage: Eukaryota; Fungi; Ascomycota; Pichiomycetes; Serinales; Metschnikowiaceae
Gene: RSP5
Product: NEDD4 family E3 ubiquitin-protein ligase
Exons: 1
Coding region: 1-2289 (762 amino acids)
Biological process (GO): ubiquitin-dependent protein catabolic process
Molecular function (GO): protein binding; ubiquitin protein ligase activity
Source: RefSeq, a predicted model, not a curated record
AUGCCGCGGGUCAGCGUCAAGGUCGUGGCCGCAGAGAGCCUCUACAAGCGCGACGUGUUCCGCCAGCCGGACCCGUUUGCCGUGAUCACCGUGGACGGGCUGCAGACCAAAACCACCAAGACCGCCAAGAAAACGCUCAACCCCUACUGGAACGAGACCUUCUCCUUGGACGCCAGCGAGGACUCCAUCUUGGUCAUCCAGGUGUUCGACCAGAAGAAGUUCAAGAAGAAGGACCAGGGCUUCUUGGGCGUGGUCAACGUGCGCGUGGGCGACGUCAUCGACCUCUCCACGGCAAGCUUCGAGGAGACCAUCACACGUGACUUGAAGCGCCUGAACGAGAACUUGGCCGUCAGCGGCCGCGUGAUCGUCGUGCUUGGGCACAGCUCGGGCCCGGCCCCGGCGCCGGCGCCCGCCGCCUCCACGGCGCCCCCGGCCGCCCAUGCCGGCGCACCGCCGCCCCACUCCGCGGCCCUGGAGCCGCCCGCCGCCGCCGCCAACAAGCAGUACUCCUCCUUCGAGGACCAGCUCGGCCGCUUGCCGCCCGGCUGGGAGCGCCGCACCGACAACUUCGGCCGCACCUACUACGUCGACCACAACUCGCGCACGACCACCUGGCAGCGGCCCACCUUGGACCAGCUGGAGUCCGAGCGCGACCAGCAGCGCGACGACUACACGGAGGCGGAGCGCCGCCAGCACCGCGGCCGCACGCUCCCGGGCCAGACGCCGCAGUCGCCCGUGUUGAACACGGCCUCCAGCGGCAGCGUCACGGUCAACUCCUCGGGCGCCAACACGCCCGUGAGCCCCGCCGCGGCCGUGUCCAUGGCCGCCUCGGGCGCCACCACCCGCGGCUUGGGCGAGUUGCCCUCGGGCUGGGAGCAGCGCUUCACCAACGAGGGCCGCCCGUACUUCGUCGACCACAACACGAGAACCACCACCUGGGUCGACCCGCGCAGACAGCAGUACAUCCGCACGUUCGGGCCCAACACCACCAUCCAGCAGCAGCCGGUCAGCCAGUUGGGCCCGUUGCCCUCCGGCUGGGAGAUGCGCUUGACCAACACGGCGCGCGUGUACUUCGUCGACCACAACACCAAGACCACCACGUGGGACGACCCCCGCUUGCCGUCCUCCUUGGACCAGAACGUGCCGCAGUACAAGCGCGACUUCCGGCGGAAGGUCAUCUACUUCAGGUCGCAGCCGGCCUUGCGCAUCUUGCCUGGGCAGUGCCACAUCAAGGUCCGGAGAGACCACAUCUUCGAGGACUCCUACCAGGAGAUCAUGCGGCAGACCCCCGACGACUUGAAAAAGAGACUCAUGAUCAAGUUCGACGGCGAGGAGGGCUUGGACUACGGCGGUGUCUCCAGAGAGUUCUUCUUCUUGUUGUCCCACGACAUGUUCAAUCCGUUCUACUGCCUCUUCGAGUACUCGAGCCACGACAACUACACCUUGCAGAUCAACCCCAACUCGGGCAUCAACCCAGAACACUUGAACUACUUCAAGUUCAUCGGCAGAGUCGUGGGCUUGGGUGUCUUCCACAGAAGGUUCUUGGAUGCUUUCUUCGUGGGCGCGCUCUACAAGAUGAUGUUGCACAAGAAAGUGGUCUUGCAGGACAUGGAGGGCGUCGACGCGGAAUUCUACAGAUCCUUGCAGUGGAUCAUCGACAACGACAUCACCGACGUCUUGGAUCUCACCUUCAGCGCCGAAGACGACCAGUUCGGCCAGGUCGUCGAGGUCGACUUGAAGGCCGGAGGCAGGGACAUCGAGGUGACCGAGGACAACAAGCACGAGUACGUGGAGUUGAUUAGUGAGUGGAAGAUCUCCAGGAGAAUACAGGAACAAUUCAAGGCGUUCAUCGACGGCUUCAACGAGUUGAUCCCUCAGGAAUUGGUCAACGUCUUCGACGAAAGAGAGUUGGAGUUGUUGAUUGGUGGGUUGGCCGAAAUCGACGUGGACGACUGGAAAAAACACACCGACUACAGAGGCUACCAAGAAAGCGACCAAGUCGUGCAGUGGUUCUGGCGCUGUAUCAAGGAGUGGGACUCAGAGCAGAAGGCAAGAUUAUUGCAGUUCACUACCGGCACUUCCAGAAUCCCUGUCAACGGCUUCAAGGACUUGCAAGGCUCGGACGGGCCUCGCAGAUUCACCAUCGAAAAAGCUGGUGAGCCCCAACAGUUGCCCAAGUCUCACACAUGCUUUAAUAGGGUCGACUUACCCCCCUACACUAAUUAUGAGGCAUUGAAGCAAAAGCUUACUUUGGCCGUGGAAGAAACUGUGGGUUUCGGCCAAGAGUAA